Molecule: messenger RNA, 366 nt
Organism: Enterobius vermicularis (human pinworm)
Lineage: Eukaryota; Metazoa; Nematoda; Chromadorea; Rhabditida; Oxyuridae
Source: the annotation of a GenBank genome assembly
AUGGCGACUCUUUUCGUCGUAGCGCUGUUGCUAUCUUGCCUUGGUGGUUUCUAUUUCCUAUGGAAGAAACAAGAAGCCAAGCUAUCUGCUGGUAAUAUGCCACUACCAAAAGGUAGAAGUUUUGGCCCACCAGUCGUUCAGCCGUAUGGGCAGCAGUUUGGUCAGCAGUUCGGUCAGCAGUUCGGUCAGCAAUUCGGUCAGCAAUUCGGUCAGCAAUUCGGUCAGCAACCCGGUGAACAGUAUGGUCAGCAAUAUGGUCAACCACUACCACUCAGUAUGGGAACCGAUCAGUACUACAGUGGGAUUUAUGACCAACAGUACAAUCAAACUUACCAAUUUGAGUAUGCUCCGACAGGUUAUUACUAA